AUGAACUUGAACGUCGAUUCUUUGCAACUACAGCAAACGUUUUUAGAACAUCAAACUCAACAACAGCAACACUCAAUCCAUACGCCUCCAACGUCUUUCAGCGAUCUUUCGUAUGCUUCCUCUGAGGAGGAUGGUUCACAACGCUACGCAAGCAGCCCCAGCUAUACGCUGUCCAUCAUCAGCAAUGCAGAUAGCCAUAUCGACGUAGGUAGCCACAUAGAGAACUGUAUGGGGCUGAGUGAUUGGCCUUCAAUGUUGAACUACACGCGUAAUCACUCUCUGCAACCGAUUUCCCAUGCGGAGUCAUUCUACCACUGCUACAAUUACCAUACGGCACAAGAGCAGCUCCACCCUCAACACAAUACCAGCAUCACUUCCUGCGCAGAAACCGGCUCUACAAGCACGACGUCCAGCAGCCAGCUUGAUUCACCUUUGUCAGCAAAAGCUGCGAGAUCUAAUAAACAUUCCGGCAGCCAACAGCGUAAAGACGCGCAGACGAAGAAAGCAGAGGCUGCCUUAAAACAACCAAGUCUCAACGUGCUUAAGCGCCGGCGACAAGCAGCCAAUGCACGCGAACGUAAACGCAUGAACGGACUAAACGAAGCCUUCGACAGGCUGCGUGAAGUAGUGCCCGCACCCACCAUUGAUCAGAAGCUGUCUAAAUUCGAGACGCUGCAGAUGGCACAGACCUACAUAGCCGCACUUUGUGAGAUGCUGGAAAAUGGUAUCAAUACAGCCAACAACAUGAUGACCCAACGCGCUGAGCAACUGAAAUUUAAAGCAGAUAUCCGAUUGCAGUAG
Anastrepha obliqua is the source of this 801-nucleotide messenger RNA. It is a transcript of the gene cato, whose product is annotated as musculin. The transcript has a single exon. NCBI's taxonomy places the organism in Eukaryota, Metazoa, Arthropoda, Insecta, Diptera, Tephritidae. The record is from RefSeq and is a predicted model, not a curated record. Bases 1 to 801 code for a protein of 266 amino acids. Gene Ontology annotation, molecular function: protein dimerization activity.